Molecule: messenger RNA, 1347 nt
Organism: Paramecium octaurelia
Lineage: Eukaryota; Ciliophora; Oligohymenophorea; Peniculida; Parameciidae
Source: the annotation of a GenBank genome assembly
AUGCUUAAUUCAUCUUAAACCAAAAGCACUUUGGAAACAAAAAAACCAAUUAUGAUUGAACAUAAAUAUAGCAUUAUCAAAAACAUUUACAGAGGAAAAUAAUAUAACAUAUAUUUAGGUAAUAGAUGUAGAAUUUAAGAGAUAGGUAGCCAUUAAUAAAGAGGAGGUUAAUGAUUCCAAUUAGACAGAUUUUAAAGAUAAGUUUUACCUAAUAAAGAUGAGAAAGUAAAUGUAUAUGACAUUCUAAGAUAAUCCUAACAAAACGAGAUAAUUCCAGAACUGCAAUUUUUAUUAAGAUUAAAGGACAGUAUGACCCUAUGCAAUAUUUAUAGCCAACUGUGCUUCCAAACUGGUCAAACACGGAGAUCAGGUUAUAAAUGGUUACAAAUAUCAUUAUCAAAUCCUAUAACGACAUGGUCCUUCGAUAAAGCUAGUGUACAAUUAUCUGUCUAAACGCCUUCCUUUACCUCUAUUGUGUCUCAUAGCCAUUUAAGCUGUAUUAUUGUAUAUGAAUAUUAUAGUUAACUUGUUUAGAAGUCAUCCACAAAAAUUAAAUAGUUCAUAGGAAUAUUCGACCGAAAAAGUUAUUGCUUUCAACCAGUGGUAAUGAAAUCUUACUUUGCGAUUUCAAAUUUGCUAGUAAAUUCAAGUUACAACAAGGAUCAAUUUGCUGUUUGGAAAAUCACAAUUCCACUUCAAGCAAACUAUUCCUCAAUAAAUACUCAAGUAUUAAUUAGCAUUUGAAUCAAUGUAAGAGCGUCAAUACGACUAUUAGUUCCCACACCUAAGGAUGACCUAGAGUCCCUAGCUUAUAUAUUGUUAGUGUAUGCAACAAAUUCAAGUAUCUUCAAGGUAAAAGCCGAUAAUAAAGGGCUGAAACUCAAAAAAUUGGAGAACAUUAAAUUAUCAAUGAUACCUGAAAUUGCAUUUAAAUCCGCUCCAAUUGAAUUCAUCCACUUCUUAAACCUAAUUAAGAUUAGCAAUGCCAAUGACUAUCCUUAAGAAUAUGAGAAGUUCAAAUCAUUAUUUCGUAAGAUUAUUUAAGCCAAGGGAUGCAACGAAAAAGAUCUCUAAUAUCCUUUAUUCCAUAUACAAUUUCAAGAAUCUCAUCCGUAACAAUAAUAAAUUUAGGCAAGUAGAUUUAAGAAAACUUAGAAUGGCAAGGAGACUUCUGAAGAUGAGGAUGACUUUUCAGUUUAUUAGUGUAAUACCGUUGGAGAGGAUUGUACUAUAGAACCAGUCAUAAAGUCUGUAGGACCUUAAUCACACAAAAGCCUAUCCGGUCUUAAUUCACUUAGACUUGAACUUGAAUCCUAAAUCAUGAAACUCUAAUUAACUAGGACUUGA